AUGUAUUUUGUGUUUGAAGCGUCGACAGGGACCCUUCGUGCGCUGGGAGCAGAAUCUGGUACUGUCGACGGGCUCAAAAACUCCCUCUUCAAUCACACAAAUGUUCCUCCGGAAAGACAGAUUCUCCUUGAUGAACAAGUAUACGGAAUCUCCAGAACUGGGCUUAGCAGCCUGUAUUUAAACCUGAGUGAGGGAUGUGCCCUUGAAAAUGGAAUAAGAAUCAGCGGCUUUCAAAACUCCGAUAGCAGGCCAUUAUGUUUAUUCGAUAUUCGCCUCCCGGAAGUGUCCUACGCCGAGUUAGGUCCCUUGCCAGAUGUGGAGGAUGAAUUCUACGAGUUUAUCAAUUUGGACCCAUCGCAGUUUUCGGCCGAUCAAUUCGCCAAAGUGGCCGAGUCCAUCCUCAAAUAUGACCGAGAGUGGUUUUCAAAAGCAAAAACAACAAUCCAAAGCUACCGCCUCAUUCUGUACGCUCUCGACGUCGCGCUCAAGAAUCUGGACUCUGUCCAGGCCAAGUACCGCGCCCAUUUGGUUGCCAACGAAGAUUUAUUCCCCGAGUUCGAGCGCAACUUCGCCAACAUCUCAUCCCUCAUUGCCACAGCUCGUCAACGCAUGGAAAGGCUGAAGACUGAUUACGUCCCUGAAUGCAUGUCGCCCAGUAAAAUCAAGAUGAUUGACUUCAUCGAACUCGACACGACAAACUCGUACCAGAAAAUUCUUGAAAGUUUGGAAGCUACAAUUUCAAAGGUAUCAUUGAAAAUCAUCAUCGACUCCAAAAAUCGUCUUGGUAAUUUACUCAACACACCUAUCAGAAACUUGACGAAUGCAGAAAAAACGAUCGCAUCGCUGGAAGAAAACUACGAAGCCGUAACGGAGAAUUUCAAGCAGCAAGAGCAGAUUUAUCAUUCGAUGGAGCGUUCCAUGGGGCAAGGAGCAUCGGGGACGAACAAUCUUCGGAUAAUGCUCCACAAUCAUAUGGAAGUAAAACGAUUCACAGAAAGUUGCUUCGAGUACAAAAAGAAGCUCCUUCUUUCGACCCGUCGGAUAAUCGGGGAGGUCUUUCAGCGCCAAAACGAUUUGUAUCAGGCGGACGUUGGCUUCAUUCAAAAUCGCCGGCGCGUCCAAAGAAUCAUGAAGCUCAGUGGAGUGCUCAAGGAAAUCCCGAGAGCGGAUGACUUCGGCCAUGUGAUUGAGGAGAUCCACUCGAGGAAGCAUUUUGGAGAAAAGUACAGCAAGUGGCAUGAGAGACAACGAGUUUUCGCUGAACGAGUAUGCUCAAAAGAGAGGGAACGAAGAGAUGAACUAGAUAUUGAAUGUCCAGCGCUUGUAAAAUUUCUGCCCAGGAGCCCUCUUCCGAACCAAAGCUCAAACAUUGAACGUCUAACCCCCGAACUGUCAAGUCACGAAUUACCUCAUCCCGCUUCGCCCUCAUUUUUACCUCCCCCGCUGCCUUGGUUCCAGGACAGUGCCUUCCAAACUGAUCCCGAGCCCGAGAAAGAGGACGAGUUCUUUGACGCGCCAGAGUUCGAAAACGCCUGCUUGCAGACUUCCACGGUGGGAUCCGCCGAGGCAGCAGUCGAGACUGUCCUGACGAAGACGGAAAGUAAAGCUCUUCAAAUCUCGUCCUCUGAAUUUUCUGUACCUAAAACUUCGAGCUCUAUAUCUUCACAAACACCUUCAAAAGAAGUUGAUGACUUUUCUGGGCAGGCCAUUCCUCUGAGUGCUUCUUUUGGUCUUCAAUUCGACUCACCGAAAUCACCUGUCUCGGAUCUAGAAGUCCAAACAGAGUCCUCAUCACUUCGAUCCAUUGAAAUACAAACUUCUCGACCUCGACGUACCGAAUCCUUUUCGCAAACAGACGAUGUCGAAAGUGAAGUUGAAAUCCUCUUGGCUAAGAAAGUCGUCGAUGCUGAGCAACUGGCGAAAGAAAACUCGGAGCAUUUGGCCAUGCUUGUCAAGCUCUUCGAAAUUCUUGAAGCAAAAUACCACGCGCACGAAGAUCGCACGUUAUCAAAGGAAAAGGAGCUUGAAGAGAGUAUAGAAGAAGUGUCGACAGAGCGAGAUCAGUUCAAAUGUGAACUUGAUGAAGUGAAAUCAGAGAUGUUCCAGCGCGAUCAGAAAAUCACCUCACUCGAGCUUGAGCUUUCAAACCAGCGCUCCUCCGUCCAUGAGCUCGAGCGCACGAACAUGGAUCUCGAAGAACAGCUUCUCGAGCUCCGUCAAAAGCUCGAACUCAAUGAAGCAGCUAAAACGCGGCAAAACGAGCUUGAGCGUUCUUAUGAAAGAAUAAAGAUCGACAUCGCUCGUGUUACCGACGAGCGCGACGAGUACAGAUCACUUGCGGAAAGUCUUAAAGCGCAUCAGCCCAAUGUUGGCUUGAUGGAGCAAAGCAUCGCGAUUGGCCCAAUUUGGCCGAGCUCGCCCUCUCCUAUUCCGAUAAAAAGCCACGGCGGAAGCGGAUCGAACUUAAUGACGCAAUCGUGUCACCCAGGCCUAUCCAGUGACUCCCCCGCCAAUCAAUCCCCAGUUCCAGAAGGUUCAAAAGACGCCGAUGAGCGCGAUCACUUUCAAGUUGGCGACUCUGUUUUGGUCAUUUUCAACAAAGACAAGAAGCAGUACGUUUUGCACACGACCGGAUUAAGGUUCUAUUUUGUCCACGAAGGAUGCUUUGAUUCCCUUGGAUUGGAGAAGCCUGAUAAAUGCACUGAUACUGAAAUUUGUCUUGAGUGUGAAAUCGCAGAGAAACCCGUUCUAUGUGUAACUCGACGGAGCAAAAACCGCUACAAUCUUCCGUCGCACACGAAAUUCUACAGAGUCAAGGUCAAACUUGCCGACGAUUAG
This is a messenger RNA of Oikopleura dioica, 2838 nucleotides long. The record is from the annotation of a GenBank genome assembly. NCBI's taxonomy places the organism in Eukaryota, Metazoa, Chordata, Appendicularia, Copelata, Oikopleuridae.